This is a messenger RNA of Phalacrocorax carbo (great cormorant), 2022 nucleotides long. Lineage: Eukaryota; Metazoa; Chordata; Aves; Suliformes; Phalacrocoracidae. The record is from RefSeq and is a predicted model, not a curated record.
ACGCGCGGCGCGCCUGGCUGACUUCCUGUCAUGGCCGCGGCCAUGGAGGCCCGGCGGCGGCAUCGGCACCGGGAGGUGACCGGGCCCGUCCCACACUCAUUGGCGCUGAGAGCCAAGCCUUCUAAAGAACAAACCUGUGAAAAUUUAGUCUUGGCCCGCAGACAGAAAGAAAAGGAACUCCUUGAAUACGCGGAUUCCUUAAAGCUGUACAACCAUUAUCGCAAGGUCUACGAGUGGCAGCAACGCAAGGAACAAAAAUGGCUGCACAGUGCUGUGCAGAGAAGGAUGGAUGACACAAUGCAGGAGUAUCUGGCAAGGACCAAUGAGAGACGAGAGAGGCUUCGUGAGCUUCUGGAGGCAGAGGAAAGUAGGUACUUUGCUGAGAUGGAGUCACUUGAAGAAACGGUACUGGAGAAACAAGAGAAAAUGAGAGAGCGAGCAAAAUUACUGAGGGAGAAGAGAGAAAAAGAAAGACAACAACUGGUGGCUGAAAAACGAGAGCAGCAGUUCAGAGAACAAUGUGAGGAGCUUCGUGUACAGCAGAUGAAGAAGCGUCAGAAGGAACUGUGUGAAGACUGGCUGGCCCAGCUAGCUCUGAAGGAGGAACUGAAAAAGCAACAGAAGAAGGAGGAGCAGAUGUUCGCGGAGCUUUGGAAAGAGGAUAGGCUGGCUAAAGAAAAGCAAGAGGCGGUGGAGAUGCAGAAAUCGGCAGAACAGAAUCGGGAAAUCCUGAACGUGCUCAGUGCCCAGGUAGCGGUGCUCGGUGCUCGCCGAGAGGAGGCGAAGCGGCUGAAGGAUGAAGAGGCUCGAUUGCUGAGUUGGUCUAGAACAUUCAGCACAGACACAGGACAGAUAAUACAUGCAGAAACAGGAGGAACACAUGGCUCCGUAUCGGAAGAACAGCAGCAGCUGCUUAAGCUAGAAAAUGAACAGCUUCAUAUGGAGAAACUACAGAAACAGAAGGAAUGCAGGGAUACGUUGCUCAGUGCAGCACAGGACAAGAAGAAUCGUCUUAAUGAAGAAAAACAAGGUGAACUUGCCCUAGAGAUGAAGAUCUUAGAAAAAUCUCUUCAGGAACCCCAGGAAGACACUGCAGAGAAAACAAAAAGAAAACAAGAGCUGUUCAAGGAGCAACAGACUUACCUGGCACACCUGGCUCAACAGCGGGAGGAGGAGAAGCAGCGAGAAAAAGAAGUGGACAAGCUCCUCGAAGAAGAGAUGGCGAAGGUUUGGGCCAGGAAGGCCGAGCAAAUGCGAUUAGAAAAGGAGGCUAGAAAGCAGCUACUGAAAGAUGUCCUGGAUACAAGACAAUUGCAGAUGGAGGAGAAGCUGCAGAGAAAUGCAAAGGAGCAGGAAGAACUUGCUCAAGAGGGGAAGUUAUUAGCUGAAGCAAUCACAGAACUCAAGCAUAUAGAAGAAGAAAAACAUGCGAGAAAAGUAAAGGAAGCAAAAGAAUACCAAGAGCAACUCAGGGCUCAAAUUGCCUAUCGACAACAGACCCGUGAUGCUGAGGAGGAAGAGAAGCACCGAGAAUAUGAAUCAGGUCUAGCAGCAGAGCGAGCUUACCAAGAAAGGGUACAGGACAUCCUAUCAAGGCCUUGUGAGAAACUAGGAAAGACACACCCUUUGAGAAGAAAACUAAUGUCUAACUCGCAAGAAGAUAAUUUACAAUGAUUUUUUAGCUCACUUGGUUGCCUUAAAAAAAACCUUUCUAAAGGUGUUUGUAAAUGACUCGAAUUAGCUGACCCCUCUCCACCUGCGAUGCUCAAAAUAUUUAACUGGCAAAUACAAGAAACAUGGUAAUUUAAAGGUUUGGUUUUUUUCCCCUAUUGGAUUUUCUUUCACAAAAUUGACGGAUCCAAAUCAGUGUUUGAUGUUUUAAUACCAGAAUACUGUAUAUUCUUUGCAGUAAUGUAUUAUUAUGACACGAAUGAUAGGCAGGCGUUCUCUAAAAUCUGCACAAAGAAAACUUCGUAGAAGAGUUCCAGCAAACUUUUAUUAAAAAGCCUCUCAAACCGCAAA